Molecule: messenger RNA, 318 nt
Organism: Nakaseomyces glabratus
Lineage: Eukaryota; Fungi; Ascomycota; Saccharomycetes; Saccharomycetales; Saccharomycetaceae
Source: RefSeq, a predicted model, not a curated record
AUGAUUACUGCAUCCAGGAUUGAAUUUAGACUCACAGUAAGGGCAUCGCAGAGGCUCCUUACUUGUCUUGUACUCAGCAAACGUCAUUGUAGUGUUACAAUUUCCACACAGGACAACUUUCUCUUCAGUAUUGGAAUGAUAGCGGAGUACUUCAUGGCUUGUAGAUUCCUUAUGACACUCAUAGCAUGGGUAGAAUGUCUCGCAGCAUUUAAAUUUCAAUGCGAUGAUGUCGAGCUCCGAGUGCCAAUGCUCACAACGUGUGUGAUUGUCGACAAGUUUUCCUUUCAGCAAGAUUUCUGUCAUAUUGCAAUUUUAUAA